This is a messenger RNA of Sporothrix schenckii 1099-18, 1878 nucleotides long. RefSeq lists its product as uncharacterized. NCBI's taxonomy places the organism in Eukaryota, Fungi, Ascomycota, Sordariomycetes, Ophiostomatales, Ophiostomataceae. The record is from RefSeq and is a predicted model, not a curated record. Bases 1 to 1878 code for a protein of 625 amino acids. The transcript is spliced from 2 exons.
AUGGCUCUGUCCUUCCGCUCUCUGCUCAAAGUGGCAACUGCCACAGCCCUCCUGGCCAUUCCUCGUGGUGUCCUGGCUGAUACCUCGCUCGGCUGCGUUGCUGUCAGCUCAACCUUCCCGACUAUGGUGUCUGCCGUUGACAACAGCCCAGAUACUUGCAAGGCUACUUGCUCCAAGGGUGGCUACUCUUACUACGGCGUGUCCCAACAAUUCUGUGUGUGCUCCAAGACCAUGCCCACCAUCUCAAAGACGUACGAGUCCUCGGCUUGCAACUUUGCUUGCUCUGCACCCAACCAGGCGCAGAUGUGUGGCGGCGAAGAUACCUCCACAUUCCAGUUCCUUUACAAUCUCUAUGAGAUAGGCGGUGGCAGCGGUAGCAGCGCAGCUUCUGCGGCUAGCUCAACGGCGCCGUCCACGACUGGGACUCCUGCCACCCCCUCGUCUAGCGGCGCGAGCGCCAGCAUUCCAGCCGAUACCAGCAGCACGACGCCUGCAAGUAGCUCCACCGUUUCGUCGCCGACCGAUGGCACGUCGAUCACUGUGACGGGUUCUUCUGCCACAUCGGGCUCUGCUGUGCACGGCAUCCCGCAGUUGACGUCGACCACCGAGGAGACACGAGUUUUUAUCUCGACGGUUGACUGCAGCUGCACGAAGAGUAGCGCGACGAAGGCGGGCAACACCUAUGCCGUUGUGACGUCCACGACUGAGGUCAUCGAGACCGUUUCCUGCAGUGGAGGUGAGACUAACCCAGGCAGCCAAUGCACCAACAGCUUGAUUACCAGCACCAUCGUCCGCACCACCGCACUCCAUAGCUCCAGCUCCGUAACUCUGCACUCGGCCCAGGCAUCUGCAUCCUCCAUCCCUCCUGUGUCUCGGCCGAGCCCCAUUUCCGUGUCCUCAUCCAUUCCGCCCAUAUCUCUGCCGAGUCCGAUCUCGGUGUCCACGUCCGUCCCGCCCGUCUCUCUGCCGAGCCCCAUCUCCGUCUCCAAUCACUCUGCCUUCUCAUCUUCUGAAUCAUCACGCUCCUUGCUAUCCAGCAACUUCAUCGAACCCAGUAGCUCCGUCCCCGGCAACAGCAGGACUCCUUCCACCACUAGUACCCCGUCAGGUUCUGGCUCCGGCAUUAGUGCCGGCCAGGCCAACGGCGGUGGCCACACUAACAACGCUGUCCCCGGGUCCUCUGCACCCGCCAGCUCUACUCCUUCGUCUUCAUCAGCAACGGUCUUGUCCUCGUCUCGUUCUCUCUCCUCACCCGUCCCCUCGUUGUCGUCCACUUCUCCCUCUUCUCCUACCUCUUCUAUGGCGAGCAGUGUCUCGUCUUCCGCGACACAUUUCCUCAACUCAACGUCCUCGUCUCUUUCCAAGUCUUCUUCCUCUUACCUCAACGCCACCUCUUCUCUUCCAUCUCCCUCUUCCUCAUUUGUCUCCGAUGACGUGCCAGCACCUUCCUUGUCACCGGCAUCAGCAUCUGCACCGACAUCUGCAUCAACAUAUGCUCCCGAACAGCCACCUCCCGCACAAUCUGCACCGCCUGUUGAGCCCUCGUCAAUCUACUGCGACGAUAUUACUACGGAAGAAGUACUAAUCACCGUUGUGCCCCUCUCUACAGCCGCCGCCAUGUCGACGCAUACGACGUCGUCGGCCGUCGUCGUCCCGCAGAACAACAACUACAACGGGCCCUACAGAAACACCACGAUGGUCACAGCCAAGCCGGUCAGCCCGACCGUCUCGUCGACGUCGCCCCAUGCGGGCGUCAGCAAUAAGCCGGGUAUGGUUGUGACGGCAGCAGGCUUGCGCACGUUUGACCAGGUGUCGCUGAUGAGCAAGGAGUGGUACCUGACGCUCGCGGCCUUGACGGUGGCAUUUAUCCUGUUGUAA